AUGACGCCAUCAUGCAAAUCUCCUAUUCAAGAAAAUAUAUUAGGCAUUGGCCUGAAAAGUGUACAUGUAUUUAUGAAAUUGCUUCUGUAUUAUAGUAUGAUUUUAUUAGAAAAAAAGAAAUGCUAAAUAGCUUAGUUACUAGAAUAUUACAAUGUAUAAGAGCUGUUUCUGAAUUAAGUAUUGGUUAGUCCAAAAGUGGCAAGAAAAUUGGCCUGUUCCAGAUGUGUGGUGAGCUGGGACCGGCGCAGCACGCAGAACGGCACGUGAAUGAAAAGUAAAGACGUUCGGCGUGUUUUCCCAACUAAUCUGACGCCUAGGAGAGCCAACAGUAAAAUAUUCAGUUUGAACGAAGUUCAAGAAUAGUUCAGUUUCGCAGAAUUAAGCAAUUGUGACAGUUUAUUACUGGUGAUUGAGGCUUAAUGUUAUGUUCGUUUUCUUUUUCUUCAAUUUGGUUAAAAAUUAUUACUACACUGUUAUAAAUACAGGAAUGUCUGAUUUGUCUUCUCUACUGGCUCAAGAGUUAGUGGUUGAUAAUUAAAAUAUACCGGUAACAGAAACAAAACUAGAGUUCAAAUUAAGACUGUACUCUAGCGAACGCAGCGAACGUUAGUUACCAAGUUCUGGCUUGGAAAUUUAGCUUUUGGUACCUUCAGCUUCUAUGGUGUAUCUGGAAAAAUUCCAUUGGGCACUAAUAGCUUUCGACCAGCGACUCUCUCGUCUGUCCAGAAUAGAAAAUAGGAAUAAAUUAAAAUUAAAGUUAUAUGCUGAUAGCGUACAUUAAUCAUUGAGAGAACAAGGUAUUAAAAUUGACGAUACUACCAUCAGUGAUUUUCUUGUUUUAUUCAUAAACGAGCUGAAUGUGUUAGGAACCAGUCAGGGUUUGCACGCACUUUGAAAAUCCUUGAAUUGAAAAUCAAAAUGCAAGGACUUGAAAGUUCGUGAAAAGUACUUUGGGUCCUUGAAAAACUUUGAACAGACUGUUUGGCCAAUAAGGCAAACCACGUGCCCGUAUUCAGUUCAUGCAAAAAGGAAGCGAUCUUAGUUCCUCGCUUACGUCCGUAAUGGAAGAACUAAAACAAGUAUCCCUGAAACCCGAGCGUCUAGUUUCACAUUCUAAUGGUAUUGUUUUCGUGGAUGGGGUUCUUGAAAAAUUGGAAUUGUGUUCUAUAAUGUCGUUAAAAAGUCCUUGAAUUUUUAGUCCAAAAAACGAACUCUUGAUGAAAGAUGUUCGCGAGUUACAAUGUACAUGUACUUGUUCCUUGUUCUUCUAAGAGACAGGGUGAGUGGCACGGUGUAGAUCUAGACGAUUCGACUAAUUUCUGAAACAAAAGAAGAAUACUGAGUAAUAUCCAAUACCUUCUUUAAUCAUGGCUAAGGGUUCUCAAGAGCCUAACGGCUCACAAUUGAGAGAGCUUAACUCGGUCUCCUCGUGAAACGACUAGGAGGAAUUAGUCGAUCGCAAAUUACUUCACCACGAGUCCCUGCCCCACACCACACCUCCCUCAGCAGUUUGUCACGUUUAGCAAACAGUUUUCCAUGCGUAAAGAGGACUGUGAGAGUAAAAUUUCUAGCGCUUGAAAUCGGAGUGCAGUGCGUUAAUCAGUAAAGCAAAGUAUUGUUUUUGAGUGACAAACAGAAUUGGACGUCGAUCUUCGUGAAGAGUGUGGAUAACACAGCAUCUCGGCAUUCUUCGUCACGGAUCACGUGACAGGUAAAUGUGAUCAUCUCUAGACUGAAAGAUUUGCUGUAAUAAUAAAUUCCCACAACUGACUGAAAAAAAGGGACCUAAGGCCACCGAAAUGGUAAUAAAUCAUCACUAUAGCCUUAAGUUUGCUUUUUGUUGUUCUCUUUGACGUGAGCGCCUCCCUUAUAUAUAAUGUUUUCAUUUUUUUUGUUUUUGUUUUUUCCAUCGGACUAUAAUGACGUUAAUUGAACUUUAUGUAGCCGAUGAAUUUCAGUUGCUCACUGCUGAAGAUUUUGUCAAAAGACUUGUUUACUGGGCUCAAUGGAAAAAUCUGUUCCAUAUUUCAUUUCUCACGUUAUUUCUCAUUUUUCUGGUUCCAGGAAUCUUAGUUUUAUUUCUCUUCCCUCAAGGUCUCUAAGGCUAUUCUAUGAACUCACAAGUAUGUGUCCGGUACUUGUGAAAAAUUUGAAUAUGUAAAUUUUGUGUGUAUGUGUUCGUCUGUGUUUUACCUUUGUAAUUAUCACAUGAUCCCAAAUGUGUGCAAUUACGAAUAACUUCUGCAGUUGAAUACAACUUUCGCUUGUCAACAGCCUUAAAACGAAACAAGAAAUGUAGAGCGCAUCAAAAUCAUGGAAACAGUCGAUUUGUUUGCUGUUGAAAUAUAUGGAGAUGGAAGUUUCUCUCCUGGCGAAAUUAUCUACGGCGACGUUUAUCUGAAGACAAACGAAGAGUUAACACUCAGAGAAAUUCGCAUUGAGUUCUAUGGGGAAGCAAAGGUUUUCUGGACAGAGGCCCCAAGAAAGAAGAGGCUUGGAAUGCGAAACUAUACCAACUAUGAACAGUAUUUAAAUAUUGCAGCAACAGUUUACGGCAAGGCUCCUGGUCAAAUCGGCGCCAACCCUGUCCUCUCCCCUGGAGAACAUUCUUUUCCAUUCGAAUUUCGACUCCCAGAGGAAAACCUGCCAAGCACGUUUGAAGGAAAACACGGCUAUGUCAAAUACUGGCUGAAGGCCAUCCUUGAUCGACCGUGGAAAGAUGACAUGGCGAUCGUAGAACCAUUCACGGUGACAGAGAGAGUGGACGUCAAUCAGCCGGAAUUUCUGCGCCCUUCUCAAAUCCAAGAGGAUCGGAACAUGGGCUGCCUGUGCUGUGUAUCUGGUCCACUCAGUGUCACAGUCCGGACAGACAGAGGUGCGUACUGCUCAGGAGAGCUGAUGACAGUCACAGUGUAUGCGAACAACCAAACGUCACACAGAAUUCUUGGCGUGGAAUUAGAGCUCAUUCAAGACACUAUAUUUAUCGCCUCUGGAGGUAAAAGAACUUUCACGACAGAAAUUCUUGCAACUGUCACAAAAGCGGGCAAGAUUCCGAACGCAGAGGGUAACGACUUCUUCGAAAUGGUUCCUGUGUUGAUCCCAUCCUUAACACCAACAAUGAAGAGCAGUAGGUGUAUAAAGAUUUCAUAUCAAAUCAAGUUUGCCCUCCUAUUGAGAGGAUCUGUGAACUUCCGCUUACACCUGCCAAUCACAAUAGGCUCGUUGCCUGGCCAACUGUCUCAGUCACGCCGUUCGUCUGCAAAGAGUUCAGGAUCCACAGCAUCGCCAAGCGUAUCCUUCAUUGGCUUUCCUUCAACAUCUCUGGAUUACACGGACGGUAUGGCAUCAUAUCCUAAUGAAGCUCCACCUUCGUAUGCCGAGAGCGUCAGAGGCCAAACACGAAGAUACGAUACGGUGUACUUCAACAAAGGACUGAAUAUGCCGCAGUUAAGAGACAAUGUUAAAAAAUCAUCUUAACUUCCCGGUUCUGCUUUGAAAGCUUUCAAUUAACAAAAGGCUUCAAAAGAUGGCACAAGUUAGCAUCAUAGUUUCCAUACGGGUAUGAGUACAAAAUUUAACAUGCCUCGAUACCUGACGGAAUGUAGCCGGUUUGAAAUCAAGCGAAUUUGUAUGUGCUUACAUGCUGGCUGGUAUUGUCUAACUCAAAUUAGCCGUGGUUACACCACCUUAGAAAAAGAUGAUUUCCGUAGGAGGAAAUUGUUGGCCUGAGCGUGGCCGAGUGGUCAGCGCGUCGCGUUUGCAAUCCAGCGGUCCUGGGUUCGAGUUCCGCUCUGACCCGGCUACAGGGACCCGACUACCUGGAUGACAGUGGCCCCGAAUUCAGAUCCUCGGCAACAUGUGUAAAUCAGUAGUCAACAGGUUUGCCUCCGGCCAGUUGGGAUUCGGAUGGGAUUCUUGACAAUGUAAUAUUCUAUUUGAAUUAUUUGCUUCAGUUGUUUGCUCGGCCCCUCUAGCUUUUUUGUUGUAAGCACUGCCGAGGGUAAAUAAAGGUUAUUUAUUAUUUAAUAUUUUGUUUAGUAAAAUCUUCCCUUGGUAAAAUUAGCGAGCGUUUCAAGUUACUUAGUUAGUAAGGUUACACGUAUGCAAGUUAUUCAAGUACGGUCCAAGAUUCAUUCUCUGUGGGUUUAUCCGAACUAACUGAGUUUCAAAUUAGACGAGAUUACACGAAGCAUCAAAUGGAAAAAAAAUAUAUAAGAUAAAUAAUUAAUCCAAGUUAAUAUGUAAUUAUUCUGUAUGUCUAAUGAUUUUGUAACUCUAAAAGUUUAACUUAGUUUUCUUUUUUCUUUUUCAUUUAUUCUCAUUUAUUCUAUAACAAGAAUUUUAAUGUAAUGUUGAUAGAGCUUAAUUAUAUUGUCAUACCGAUUUAGUCAUCCGGCCACUACAUCCCGAUUAGCUAAUGCUGUUUGCGGGAAGUGGAUGCUUUUGUAAGCGUCUUGAAAAACGUGAAUAAAUGAAUGCAUAAAUGAA
This is a messenger RNA of Orbicella faveolata, 4488 nucleotides long. Its product is annotated as arrestin domain-containing protein 3-like. Gene Ontology annotation, biological process: protein transport. Gene Ontology annotation, cellular component: cytoplasm. Lineage: Eukaryota; Metazoa; Cnidaria; Anthozoa; Scleractinia; Merulinidae. The record is from RefSeq and is a predicted model, not a curated record.